UGCCCUCACGGCCCAUCCAUUCCUGCACCUCUGCAGAAUCCUUAAAGAAAAAAAAAUUCCCAUUAUGAGAUACCCUUAAUUUAGCUGGAUAUAUUAAUGAAAAGGCCACUUUGGCCUCAAAAAGCUUUUUCUUAACCUCUUUAAUGGAGGCCCUUUGCAAUUGCGUGGCUCUAGAAUACUCGGGAAAGAUUUUUGAACCAUUAUGUGUCAAUGGUGCCAUCUCUCUCGCCUUCCUCAGCAGGAUAUCCCUAUCACUAUAGCAAAAGAUUUUAAUCAGUAUUGUCCUAGGCAGACUGCCUGGAGGGGGGCGCAAUAAAUGGAACUCUGUGUGCCCGCUCCAGGGCAAACCAUGCCGAGAAACAUUGAGCCCCAAACACUUCCUCAAUCCAUUUUACACAAAAAGAUUUUAUAUCCCCUCCCUCCACCCCUUCUGGCAUUCCCACAUGUCUGACAUUGUUCCGUCUAUUCUUAUCUUCAAUGUCCAUAAUUUUCUCUUUUAACUUUUCCACCUCCUUCUUCAAAGAGUUAAAGGGGUUAUCCACCAUAAGGUGAUUUUAGUACGUACCUGGCAGGCAGUAAUGGACAUGCUUAGGAAGGAUCUGCGCUUGUCUUUGGGCUAAAUGGCUAUGUCAUGAGAUUACCAUAACACUUGGGCUAGCUUUUUGUGAACUGGUUUUUCCUGUUUGACUUUUCUUUUUCUGACUACAAAUCCCACAAUACCAUUUUCCUCCAUCCCACACAUCAGCCACCCCACCCAUUGAAACAUAAAUGAGCUGCAUCCAUCAAAAGACCUGUGGUUUUCAAUCAGGGUGCCUACAGCUGUUGCAUUAGUUGCAGAUUGAUCUCUCUCCCACCAAGCGAUCCCUCCCUCCAUCCAUUGAAGCAGACAUGCUCCUUGUCAUCAGCUGACUAGUGAGUCAGGUCUCGGCCGCAUUGCAAGCUGGGAAAAUGUGAGUCAUUUUGUAUGCUGAUAAAAAUAAAUUUUGGAGUGAAACAGAAGAAUUGUGAGAAAUCCGUCACACACAGGUACAGACACUAUAUUAUGAACUACACUAACUUUACAGCCCCUGUAGCAUAUUCAAAUAAAAAAAAUUCCUGGAAUGCCCCUUUAAUUUCCGCUGUCAGACCCAAGAGGCCUUUUUCCAUUGUGAGGACCAAUUUUUCCAUUAAUGUCCUCUCUCUGUUUACCCACAUCGUCUCUCAUAAGAGACAUUUCUGAAGAAAGUGUUCCCACUUGCAUGUUCAAAUUAACCAUGGCUUGAUUAGACUGCUGGACCUCCUUUAACCCCUUAACGACCACGGACGUAAAUGUAUGUCAUGGUUUGGCGGUACUUCGCGCACCAGGACGUACAUUUACGUCCUGUGUCUGACCGAGAGCAUCGGAGCAGUGCUCGCUUCAUACACGGCAGGUUCCGCCGGUAAUGGCCGACAUCCGCAAUCAUGUGGAUGUCCGCCAUUAACCCCUCAGAUGCCGUGAUCAGUACCGAUCACAGCAUCUGCGGCAAUGUGCAAGUUAAAAUGGAUGAUCGGAUUGCCCGUAGCGCUGCUGCAGCGAUCCGAUCAUCUGUAAUGGCGGACGGAGGUCCCCUCACCUGCCUUCCGUCUGUCUCCCCGCAUCUCCUGCUCUGGUCUGAGAUUGAGCAGACCAGAGCAGGAGAUAGCCGAUAAUACUGAUCAGUUCUGUGUCCUAUGCAUAGCACUGAACAGUAUUAGAAAUCAAAUGAUUGCUAUAGAUUGUCCCCUAUGGGGACAUAAAAGUAAAGAAAAAAAAAAAAGUUAAAAAUCCCCUCCCCCCAAUAAAAAUGAAAAUUGUCAGUUUUUCCCUUUUUACCCCCAAAGAGCGUACAAUUUUGUUUUUUAUAAACUUAUUUGGUAUCACCGCGUGCGUAAAUGUCUCAACUAUCAAAAUAUAAUUUUAAUGAUCCCGUACGGUGAAUGUCGUAAACAUAAAAAAAUAUCCAAAAAUGCUGCUUUUUUGUCCCAUUUUAUUCAAAAAAAUGUUUAUUAAAAAUGAUUUAAAAGUUUUAUAUAGGCAAACGUGGUAUCGAUAAAAAGUACAGAUGAUGGCCCAAGAGAUGAGCCCUCAUACCACCCUAUAUACAGAAAAAUGAAAAAGUUAUAGGUGGUCAAAAUAAGGCGAUUUUAGAUUAUUGAUUUCGUACAAAAAGUUUAAGAUUUUUUUUUAAGUAGUACAAAAAUAUAAAAAUAUCCAGUUAUGGGUAUCAUUUUAAUCGUAUUGACCCACAAAAUGAAGAACACAUGUCAUUUUUACUGUAAAGUGUACAGUGUGAAAACGAAACCCCGCAAAAUGUGCUAAAUUGUUGUUUUCAUUUAAAUUCUCUCCCUAAUUUUUGGGGUUUGCCGUACAUUUUAUGGUAAAAUAAGAGGUUUCAUUACAAAGUACAAUUGGUCACGCAAAAAAAAAAACCUUAUAUGAGUCUGUAGAUGGAAAUAUAAAAGAGUUAUGGAUUUUAGAAGGCGAGGAGGAAAAAACAAAAACGCAAAAAUAAAAUUGGCCUGGUCCUUAAGGGGUUAAUAUGGCUUCUAAUACGGGAGGAUUGACCCCAGGAUCUUCCUCCUCUUCUCCCAUGUCUCCUUCUUGCAUCAGAACCGACUAACUUGAUCCUGGUAUAGCAUUUGUUUGUUUAAACUGAUAUGAAGAUGGAGAUGUAUACUUGCUGUUGCGGGUAUUUGAGGCUACUGGGGGGGUGGUCUUAAGGUACUUUUUAAUUUUCCCUUAUGCUGUUAAUACGGAGUGUUUAGGGGAAUUGCUCCCACCCGAUCUUUUUUGGUAGGUUUUGGAGGCAUUCCCCUCAGAUGUGUUUAACUCCAACAAUAUACAGCACUGUUCAGUUGAGACAUUGCUGGACAAAAAGGAUGUCCCCCAUCUUCUUUGAGGCAAAAGUCCUGCCCGGAGCUUGAUUGUUGCAGCGCUGCUGUGCGCACUCCUCGGCAGCACGCUGGGAGGUUUCCACGUUACUGCAUCAUCACGUGGUGUCUCUCCUCCGCCCCACUUAGCCCCGGAACUGACCAUCUCAGACUUCAGGUAGGGGGAGAGGCGCAGCUAUCCUCUAUCACUCACCAUACUCCAUCUUGCACAGUUUCACCACUUCUUCCCCCGACAGCUCUUCUCUUCACCACGGCCCUUCUCACAUUCCUCCAUAUUCUGUCUCCCCUUCUGCGACCAUGGCCCGACACCUCAGUAUACCAUAGACCAGUCCAUCGCCCGCUCUCUCUCCCCACCAUGGGGAGGGAUCGCAGCCUCCCAGGGAGAGGGAAGGGGGCCGGAGGAGGAGGAGGAACCCUCCGAUGCGUGCGGCAUGACGUCCUCUCUCCUCAAAACCAAUUGUACUUAUUUUGUAAUUAUAUUGUAAUUAUUUUACAAGAAACUUCUCCCUCCUUUAUUGGUACAUUCCUACCAAUCUUAGAUGAAAAAAACUUCUCUAAAUUUUAGUUGUUUUCAGGGUUGGAACGGGUUAAAUCCUCAAGUGCUAGUAGUCAUUGUGAUACUCUCUUGCUUCAACAAAAAAAUGGAUAAUUAGGCUAAAUGCCAUAGGUCCUAUAGGACUGAAUGAGAGAAAUGGUCUUAGUUGCUUCUAAUAAGUCGCAUUUUCCUGUUCAUAUAAUGUUUAUACUUGUUUUUAAGAGUAUUUGUUAUUUUAGAAUAUUGUAGAGGUUAUUGUAAUUUCCUCACCUAUUGCACAUGAAGUGAAGUUGUGAGGCCGGAAGAAGCAUUGUAAUGAUGUGAAAUGGUUUGUCGCCUCUACACAUGCCCCCUGCACCUGCAACUUAACUCUCCCUGGCGUUGUCAUAACACUUUGUUUGUUCUGCUUUUAACAAAGUUAUAAUAAAGAUUUUAAUAUGACUGACAAGUGAUACGCCUUCUUUUAUCAAAUAGUUGGUUGGUGCUUUUUUAAGGUCUAUUCACACGUACAGUAUUCUGGGCAGAUUUGAUGCGCAGGAUUUUUUGCUGCAGAUUUCAAUGUAAACUGAAUGACUGAACACAGCUUCAAAUCCUGCGCAUCAAAUCUGCACAGAAUACUGUAUGUGUGAAUAUACCCUUAAUAUUCAGAGCACCACAUGGUCAUUAUUGCGGAUUUGAAUUUAGAGCUGUACAAUUGUCUGAAUAGAUUUGCUUCUGCAGUGCCUACUUGUUACUCUGUGUUGUUGACAAAAACACUGUGGCAUUGCAAUUGAAUACUUUAUUGUAAAUUUAAAAGUAAAUAAAUUCAAAAUCAAUAAAGCAGACUGGACUGAACAGUAAAGGUGUGUCUAAUGUUAAAGUGUCUCACUUAACCUCUGAUCAGCUUCAUUUUUGUAACCCUGACAUCAUCACGCCCCUCUCCUACAUGUACAGGGGGCAUCUAAUAAUCUAAUGGAGGUUUUAUACUUCCAGGCUAAAACAUGAAGGUCUCCGUUUGCUGUAAUGUUACUAUGGUGAUAUUUGGUUUCUACAGCAACUGGCAAUUUUUGUGUAUUGUCCUGCUUAAAAAAAUAACAUGACUAUGGAAUAAGGGUGAAAUGAUCUACUGAAUUGGAGAUGAAAGAGGCUACUUUAAUUAUUAAAGCCAGACAUGACUAAUUCAUGCCCCUUUUUAUUAGCCCUGUUUGCAGAACCUAUUGCUUUGAGGAUCAGUAUCUCUGCUUAUUUAUUUGUGCAGCACUACUAACGGGAGAAGACAGCGAGCACAAGAGUAAAAGAAAUGAAUAAUCAUCAGCCUGAACAAGGAGGUAUAGAACCAUAUGGAGAAUACAAGGAAGGGGAGAUGCAUAUUCCUGAAAUAUCAGAAACUGCAUCACUGCAGGCACUGCAUUUUAUUAAAUCUGAGCUGUUGAAGACACAGAAAACCAUAAAAGAACUACAGAGUGAAAGACGGUUACUAAGGAAGCAGUUAAGCCACUGGACUGGGGCAGUGCAAGCACUUCAGGAGUCUCAAGAAGACAAUCACUGCAAAGUAGAGACCCAGAUACAUAUGCUAGCAGAGAGCAAUGAAUGCGUGAAGAAAGAACUAAAAGAGCUAAGGCACAAUAUGCAGGGUAUGAUUCAGUGCUGCAAACUAAAGCGAGGACUGAAUGUGAGAGCAAAAAGGUUUUCCAGCUCCAAGUGGAAUGCAGUGGAUCCUACUGUAAUGGGAGACUCUGUUAACACAAAGCAGAAGGACUUCCAAAGAACGCAGUGCACAUUGCAGAGAGAAAAUGACCAUCUCAAGGCACAAAACAGAAGGGCACUGACACAUAUGAGACAUUUAUGUGAGUCUAUUAGGACUGCCUCUAGUCACAAAGAAAGACAAAGAAUGGCAAGUGGCUAUUGUUUCAGCCCUGAAAAAGUAACACCUAAUAAAUGUGACUCUGAAAUAGAAGAUGUAACAGAUAAUCCACCUGUAUCCGAAUCUCAAGUUAUAACGGUGAGAAAUGAAGAAGCAGAAUUUCAGGAGAUGAUAGAAAAAUUGAAGUAUGCUUUAUCCCUUCAAAUAAAACCAGGACAAAUACCAGGUAUCAAACAGGAACUGCUGCACGCUGCGGGGCAAGUUUCCAGAUGCUACACUAAUCUUUUGAGCAAAAUAAUUGAGCCAACAUUAAGAUGAUAUUGUUAUGUUUAUGCUCCAGCAUUUGUAACUUUUGAAAUAUUUGGUCUUUCCUUUCCAUCCAUGCACUGUACAUGCUUACAUAUUAUAUGGGCAAGCUAUGGCUCACGUUUUAGUGGUAGAGUGCUUACAUGCUGGUUCAGAAAUACAGAUGUGUUCUAAGCCCAAUCUAAUAUUUAAUAGAAGAGAAAUGUAUUCAUGGAUUUUCUCUUGCAUGUGUGGCCUGGGUUGCCCAUUGUCUGUAAACUUAUAGUGUCUUUAAUAAAAACUACGUGUCCAUAAUAUUUUUUAAAUGCAUUCAAAUAAUUUUGGAGAGAACAUGGUCUGUCAUUCAGCCAGGAUCAGUGUGCUGUUCAUUGAUAACAUUUUCUUACACGUAGAAAAUGGUUCUAGGCUGUCUGGUUUUGCCCAUAACAACCAAUCACAGUUUAGCUUCCAUAUCUUAACAAGCUCUGGCAGCAUGAAAGCUGAGCUGUGAUCAGGGCUGUCUUUAAUGCGGGGCAAAAGGGGCAGCUGCCCUGGGCCCUGUCAUUCCUGGGGGCCCAAAGCAGCUAGCCCGCGGCUCAUUGUUGUAAAGCGGCCACGGCACAGCCCAAACUGCUCAAUAGUCAGCAAGGCCACCUUAAUUAAGCCUGCUCCGACUUAAUCAUGCAGAUGUUCUUCUCUCCUGCGGCUUCUGCGACAUUCUUCCGCUGACCCACUCAGGAGGACGUCACUGACAUCACACGUCAGUCGCGGCCGUCGCAGGAGAGCAGGCGUGCACACUGCGGACAAAGUGCA
Messenger RNA from Hyla sarda, 6365 nucleotides. It is a transcript of the gene DYTN, whose product is annotated as dystrotelin. Lineage: Eukaryota; Metazoa; Chordata; Amphibia; Anura; Hylidae. The coding region runs from base 4704 to 5585 and encodes 293 amino acids. The transcript is spliced from 6 exons. The record is from RefSeq and is a predicted model, not a curated record.